AUGGGGACUCCGACCGGUCUGGACUAUAUGCGUUCGCGCACCGUUGUGGAUUGUGAUACGAUGGACGAAGAGGUUGCCAAGUCCCUCGGUCCCUUUCAGGACUGCACUUCGAACCAGGCUAUCGCCUUUGGCGAAUUGUCCAAACCCGAUCGUGCGGAGGUCGUCGCCGCGUCCUUGGCUGAUGCCAAGGCACUUCACACCAAGUACUCAUCUAUCGGUGUAGAUGAGCUCGCUGUCGAGAUUGGGAUGGUACGUCUGGCUGUUGCUAUGGCGAAGCAUAUUCGAGGAUUGGUUCAUGUGCAAACGAAUCCGUACUACUCAUACUCCACGGAGAAAACAGUCAUCAAUGCUCUUCGAAUUGUGCAAAUUUUCCAACAUGUUCAACCAGGGUUCGAUGUCGCUCGUAUCUCCAUCAAGAUCCCAAGUACCUGGGAUGGCAUGAUGGCUUGUCGAACUCUUGAGCUUGCUGGAGUACGGACACUCGCGACCACUCUGUUUAGUAUGCCCCAGGCGUGUCUUGCAGCUGAAGUGGGCUGUACUUAUGUGGCUCCCUAUGUGAAUGAACUGAAGGUCCACGUCAAAGCAGGCUUUGUUGAUGAGCAUAAGCUCCUUCCUCUCUGUGCUGCUAUUCAAGCGUACUACAAAUCAAUCAAAGCUCCGACCAAAGUCUUGCCCGCGAGUUUGACCUCAACGGAGGAAAUAUUCCAGCUUGCUGGCGUUGACCACCUUAAAAUUGCACCCCACCUCCUGGAGCAGCUUGCGCUCCCUAUGGGAACUAAUGUGAACUCGUUGUUUGACGCUGCUCCCACAGAGCCAUUUCCGCCACCGGGUGCUUCAUACCUGCAUGAUCCCGGCCGAUACAAGAUUACAUUCGCCCGCGACCGUAGCGGUGCCAGUCAAAUGAAAUUGACCGAGGCGAUCAAUAUCUUUUGCGACUUCCAGGAUAAGCUGGAGCACAUUAUGAAGGUUUCAGUUUAG
This is a messenger RNA of Penicillium atrosanguineum, 978 nucleotides long. Its product is annotated as transaldolase family protein. Gene Ontology annotation, cellular component: intracellular anatomical structure. Bases 1 to 978 code for a protein of 325 amino acids. The record is from RefSeq and is a predicted model, not a curated record. Gene Ontology annotation, molecular function: transaldolase activity. NCBI's taxonomy places the organism in Eukaryota, Fungi, Ascomycota, Eurotiomycetes, Eurotiales, Aspergillaceae. Gene Ontology annotation, biological process: carbohydrate metabolic process; pentose-phosphate shunt, non-oxidative branch. The transcript is spliced from 7 exons.